Lethenteron reissneri (Far Eastern brook lamprey) is the source of this 12813-nucleotide messenger RNA. Its product is annotated as AF4/FMR2 family member 4-like. Gene Ontology annotation, cellular component: super elongation complex; nucleus. The record is from RefSeq and is a predicted model, not a curated record. Gene Ontology annotation, biological process: regulation of gene expression. Lineage: Eukaryota; Metazoa; Chordata; Hyperoartia; Petromyzontiformes; Petromyzontidae.
GCGUUCCGCGGGGCGGCGCGGAGCGAAGCAGCGACGGAGACGUGAGCCGCCCCGGCGGCGGCAGCAGCAAAGCAACCGGCGGAGGUGGCGGCAAUAACAACAAGAACCAUCAUCAUCAUCAUCAUCGUCGUUGUUAUUAUUUGAAUCCUAACAACAAAAACAACGACGACGUCUAAAGCGAUAGGAGACUAACGAAGGCGGCGAGGGGCGGUGGCGGUGAGGGGAAACCCUCGAGCCGGCCCGGUUUGGCGGCGAGCGGACCGUGAAAGGGGGGCUCUGGUGAGGGGGGCCGAGGGCUGCAACCCCGGGGGCAGCUGCGGCGGGAGCUGAUCGGAGUCUCUGUCUGGCGCCGAGGGUGUCUGUCCGUGCCUCCUCUGCUGCUGCUGCUGCUUGUCGUCUUCACGGUGGGGGGGGGACACGGGCCGGCAGAGCGCCGCCGCGGACCUGGCCUCGGGCAGCUGGAGGGGACGCGGCGGCGGUGGCGUGUGAUGGAGUGAGGGCGGCGCGGAGCUCAGCAUGGCUUCGUGCUCAAGUGUUGACAAAAAGGACCGAGCAGCCCUUCGCAGGAGAGAGUGGGAGCGUCGUAAUCAAGAAACCUUGCAGGAGGAGGAGGCCCUGACGGGCUCGGAGCACCUCUUCAAGGAGCCAUACAAGACGAACAGGGGGGAUGAGCUUUCGAGUCGUAUUCAGAGCACACUUGGCAGCUACGACGAAAUGAAAGACAUCCUGAGCAACAGGUCAACCCAGAGCCGAUUUGUUGGCAUCCCAGCAAUGUCCGUCCCCCAGACACCAAGUGAGAAAACCGAGCAGAGCUUUUUUCCCGACCAGAGAACGGCUGUGAUGCAGCCGUACCAAGGGAGCAGCGGCACUGGCCGAUCGUCGGGUCCCUCGUCCGCCUCCGCUAGUUCGGCCACGGCCUCGGGCUCGGGUUCCAGCGCGGCCACGGGGUACGGCGGACCGUCGUUCAACCUGCCCAGCGGAAGCGGCAGCAAAAAGCCCGGGGCAGAGCGGUCGCGAGGAAGCGGCGGCGGCGGCGCCGGCGGUGGCGGUGGCGGUGGCGGUGGCGGUGGCGGUGGCGGACACAGCAGCUCCAGCAAGAGCCGCCACUCGUCGUCUCACGGCUACAGCCACGGGGAUCACCGGCGCGGGGAGCACGGUGGCGGUGUGGACGCUCGCUCCAAGCAGCAGUCGAUAAGCCCGGCGCCGACCGCAUCGUCCUCGCACUCGGGCCGCCACUCCUACUCCCGGAGCAGCGCGACCGGCGGUGAACACCACGGCGGCACGCGGGCGUCCGCAACAACUUCGUCGGCUGCCGUCGAGCAGCACCACGGACGCGACCGGCAUCGCUCCAAGUCUCCGCGAGAGCCGCCCGAAUUCUCUUCAAAUUCGCCGGGGCCGAGCUCCUCUUCGUCUGCAUCUGCGGCGGCGGCGGCAUCGUCCUCGCAGAUGUCCAGCCAGGCCUUCCCUUCAUCGCUGCCUGUCUCGAGCAAGCAGUCGUCGCUGCAGCAGAAGCCCACGGCGUACGUGCGGCCGAUGGAUGGGCAGGACCAGCAGCUGUCGAGCGACUGCUCCGAGCUGCCCUCAUCGUCAGGCCCUGCGGCCGUGACGGGAGACGUGGUCUACUCCUCGGGGCCGUCUGCUUACGGCGGUGCCGUGCCGGACCCCAAAGGAUCGGCUGCGGCCGCCAAGGCCAAGCUAACAAAAAUAACAAUCCCGCCCCAGCCCUUGGAGGCUGGCAACAACAAUGAUGGCAACUGCGUGGAGGAGAUUCUGAGGGAAAUGGCCUAUCCCUGGCCCUCCCCUCUGACAGCAAUACAGACCCCAGUUACCGCCAAACCAUCCAAGUUCCCAUUUCCUGGAAAGGACUCCCAGCAUGUGAACACGUCGUUUCCAGGGACAAAGCGCGGUGAUGCCUCUUCAAAGAGCGCCACAAACACCUUGGCGGAUAAUUCGAUGCUGGAAGAUGACCUGAAAUUGAGCAGUGACGAGAGCGAUGUUGAACUGUUUGCGGAUAAGUCUGUCCUGAACAAGGCCAUCAUUCCUGUCAGCGUGCCGGUGGCAGAGAGCGGGGAUGCCCCUCGCUCCAGCGCCGAGUCGGGCUCCUCCAGCGAGUCGGAGAGCAGUUCUGAGUCGGACUCUGAGAGCGAGACGAGCUCCAGCGACAGCGAGGCCCAAAACCAGUCCGUGAACGCCGCCUCUCCCCAGCCCGAGCCACCACCCACCAACAAGUGGAAGCUGGACAACUGGCUGCCCAAGGUGAACCUGAACACCAACAAGUCGGCAACUCCGCAGGCUGACACGGGAAACGCAAAGGUGCAAGGGCACGAGUACCCGCGCGGCGGCGAUGGUGGCGGUGGCGCUGGCGGCAGCGGUGUUGGUGGAGGCGGCGGUGGAAGCGGCGGGGCCCAGGACAAGGAGCGGCCGAGUGUCGCUGCCAGUCAGGCCGACGCCAAGGAGAAGCUGCGGAGCCCCGCGCGAGAGCGGGGCAAGGGUCGCAGCGGGCAGCGGCAUGCGGACAGCAAGAGCGGCGGUGGGCGGCAGAAGUCGCCGGCGCAGCCCGACGUUUUGUCUCAGCGUCGCAGCAUCGGCCGCAAGCAACCCAAAAAGCUGGAGAAGCCGGCGCCAAGCCCCGAAGAGCCGGACUAUGGGUACGAGCCCCCGAAGGCGUCGCCCACGGUGGUGGAGAGUAGUGGCGGCGGUGGAGGCAGCGGCGUGGCUGCAGUGCGGCGUAGCGUCGGCAGGAAGCAGCCCAAGCGGACCGAGAAGCCGUUGAGCCCAGAGGAUCCUGAGUGGCCCAAGCCGGAGUACGCGUUUGGUGUCCACAAGUCACCGGCCCAACCGGAAGUCUCAGUGCAGCAGCAGCAACAGCAGCAGCCACAACGCAGGAGUGUUGGCCGCAAGCAGCCACGCAGGAUAGAGAAGCCAGCUAGCCCUGAUGUGGAAAACUGUCCCAAGUCAGAGUUCACAGUAGCACAAGAGAGUUCGCAGAAGCACAAGGCAGGUACGGGCGCUCUGUCGGGCACCAACCACGAGCAGCCAAAGAGCAAGCCCAAAGGCGGCACCGGCCGGAAGCCUGCCGUAAAGAAGGAGACGCAGCCGGCACCACAGUGCACGGCCGAGGCCAAGAAGCAGCGUGUGCCAGGCAAGUCGAUGCGCAAGGGCCGCGAGAAGGUGUACUCGGACACCUCCUCGUCCUCGUCGUCACCUUCGUCCGACUCUGAGUCGGAGCCGGACGAGAGCCCGGCGGGCAAAGCGGACUCGCCGGCUCCGUCCGGCGCCGCCAAGUCGUCCGGCUCGGACGCGCCCUGCGACUCGCCGCAGCACUCUGACGAGGGCGCUCCCGGCUCGGCGCCGCCCGCGCCGCCCGCGCCGCAGCCGCCGCUGCUGAGCCGCAAGGAGCAGAUACUGUCGCCGCUGCACGUGGCGGGCGGUGAGCUGCUGUCGCCCAUCCACGACUACGACGAGGUGCGAUCGCUCGUGGUGAAGAUCGACCUGAGCCUUCUUGCCCGCGUGCCGGGCCGCGGCGAGACUCGGGGCGGCGGAGGCCAGGGACAGCAGCAGCAGCCACCGUCGGUGUCCGAGAGGGCGGGCUCUCACCGGCAGCAGAGCACAUCCAGAGAAAGAUCACCACCGCCUCCAACCACAGCGUUAGGAGAGAAAUCCAAACGCAAGCGGCAGGGCGACAGCGAGGACAUUCACAGCGAGAGGAAGAGGGGGAAGGUGGAGAAGGACGCUACGCCACACUCUGCGCACAAGGCAGCCGCCACCAAAGACGAUCGCAAAAAGAUCAAGGUCAAGACAGAGACCCCAUCUCAUUCCAGCUACAAGCCCCCUGUCAACAAGGAGUCGGGCAAGCACACGGUGGAUAAUAAGAAGAAGGUCGCCCCGCCAGCGUCGCCGCUCUCCAAGUCGACGGCUGCGUCUGAGCGCAAGCGGCGCAACAGCGAGAGCAGCACGUCGAGCCGCGUGUCGACCGUGAGCGAGGCCGGCAAGUCGAGCAAGAAAGGGAAUCCAGCCGGAGGCGCCGCUGCCUCCCAGUCCUCGGGCAAACACCGCAAACUGGAUGGCAAGACGGCAGGCAGCGCCAAAAUGGCGAACCGGGAGGACAGCGUCGCGGAUGACAGACAGGUGUCCGAGGCCCUCUUCACCAAGCCUGGUCUGUGCGCCGUCUCUCCCACCCUACUGAGGCCCCGGCUUGUGUUCGACGACAAACCCCAGUCGGUGGAUUUCCACAUGCAAGAGGCCAAGAAGCUGAAACACAUGGCGGAUGGCAUGUCGGACAAGCUGGGAAAGGCGAUCAACUACACGGACGCAGGCCUCUCCUUCAUCGAGUGCGGCAACGCCAUGGAGCAGAACCCUCUCGAGGCCAAGUCCCCGUACACCAUGUACUCGGAGACCACCGACCUCGUCAAGUACGCCAUGAAGUUGAAAAGCCACUCUGCUCCAGAUUCGACCCCGGCCGACAAAAAGCUUGGGGUGUUCAGCCUCCGCUGCCUGGCGCUGCUCUACCUGAGGAUGUUCAAGCUGAAAAAGGACAGCGCCAUGAAAUAUUCCAAGUCUCUCCUGGAGCAUUUCAAGAAUGCCUCAAAGAUGUCGCAGACACCACCUUGGACCGGAAGGGGCAACGGCACGCCGUCUCCCAUGUCUCCCACGCCGUCGCCGGCGGGCUCGGUGGGCUCGCAGGGCAGUGCCAACACGGCGGCACCGUCCUCGUCACCCGUGGCCACGGUCACCAUCCCGCAGCGCAUCCACCAGAUGGCGGCGAGCCACGUGAACAUCACCAACCACUUCCUGUACGGCUACGACCACUGGGAGCAGGCCGAGCUGCUGGCCAAGGAGAACCACGAGUUCUUCCGUGACCUGGACCAGCUGAUGGGGGCACUGACUCUCAACAGCAGCAUGACAGAGCUGGUGCGCUACACUCGCCAAGGACUCCACUGGCUUCGCUUUGAGGGGCAACUGCUGUGAUGUGCAGUGAACCGAGGAGGGGAAGGGGGAGAGCCAGGGACUGCCACGACGGAAUGCGACGAAGCUUUACCGGCUUUAAUUCCGGCCACCGCCUGAGCCUUUCACGACCGCCACAAGACGGGUCAUGCAGACAGUCCCGCAUCGAUUGACAAUUUUUAUCGUCUGUGACCGUUUGGAAGGUUCAACCUCUCGGGGAGUUGAGAUCAAGCUUCUUCAGUGGCAUGCUUCUUAAUGACAUCGUGCAAACGUUUUUUUUUAAGACGGCAAGCAGCACCCCCCCCCCACCCAACCUUCUGGCUGAAUUUUUUGACAGCACAUCACACCAAGGGCGAUCAGUUGCCUUUGAGUAAACUUUGUGACGGUUUGGAGAACGCAGAACGCCGGGCCUGAGAGGGAACCAGCCGCCCUCCUGACUUGCCUGUUGGUCGAAGAGCAAGCCCCCCCCCCCUCCCCUUCGGCUGCGCGUACGGCAGCAGUGCAAACUCAUAUUUUGUAAUUAAUUUAACGUAUUUAUUCAUGUACGUCUUUAGUUUGAUGCACAGCUCACAAUUACUGUGCACGUGAACUGCCAUGACUGUCUGCUUUUCGGUGUGUCUGCUUCUCUUGUAAGUGAUUAUAGGAUGUUAGGUUUUUUUGUGGUCAAUGACAAGAAUUUGCUGUCAUUUGAAAGGUGAGCGUGACUUGUUUUUGCUAAUCUUUCAAAAGUUGCAUUUCUUGCUAUAAUUGAUUACCUAUUUGUCCUUUCACUCCCCCCUUUAAUCGUGAGUAAUAUAUUAAUCAGACAUGCCUAAAACUUCCACUUAAAAGCAUUAUGGGGAAAACACUUCAAAAUUCGGUGGUCAAUGCAUGAUUGUGAGUCAUUUUAUACACAAUUCCAAACAAAAAGUCUUGGCUAACAUUUAACAUACGUUUUUUUCAUUUUUCUCUGGCAGAUCAAUGUUGUUUGUGCAGACUGCUGUUAUUUUCACAAAUGUUGUUCCAAUGUCACACCGUUAUAUGGCGAGUCCUUCCAGUUGGUACUAUUUGGAAUUUUAUGAAAAAAAAUUACAUUUAACCAACUGUUACAAACUUUAUUUCGCUCAUCGAUUUUAUAAAUUAUUUGUCAAGGAAAUCCAAGGUCCCAUUUUUAUAUUUUCAUGUUUUUUUCCCAUCGCACAUUGGUUGGCGUAUAAGCAUCCAUUUGAUCAGUUCGUGUUAGAUAUAUUUUAUAGGGUUUCUUUGUUAGAGGAUGGAAUGUUCAAGGUUGGAAGGCACUGGGGGCUGAUAACAACAAUUUAUGUUGUCGAUGAAUUCUUGUGUAAAACACCACAGGAAUUAAUUAUUGGUAGUAUGUUUUAUCAUUCGUGGGCCCAUUAAUCUAAUCUGUGGUAACAUUGAAAACAGUUGAAUAUUUUGCAUCUUCCUAUAUAUUACUCUUUGGUUCUUUUGGUAAAGUCACGUAGAAAGAAAAUAAAUUAAUAAUAAUAGAAUACGACGUUUCCUAUAUAUUGUUCUACAUUGUAUGACAAAUACGCUCUCUUUUCAUUAUUCAAAGCUUGUCUUGAUGUUUGGCUGAAACACUAACAUGAAACUUAACACAAAAGCCAAAGAGGACAGUGCAGAGAUUUUAUUUCCAGGAAUUAUAAUUGGCUUGAGUUUGUCAUUUUUUCCCACAUUUUUUCAUUUCCUGUUCUUUGUGGCAGCUUGAUGUAGUGAGUCUGCCAGAAUAGAUCUUCAGUUUUGUGUUACCUAAAAUUAACGAAAUCCCCAUCCUGUUAUACACAAAUUAAAUGUCUGUGGAUCACGUCAGUUUGAAAUUUAAAAGUGCCACAGUGAGAAGAGUGACCAAGUUUUCAUUUUAAAAAGACCCAGCAAUAAUUGUCGUAUUGAGUGAGAGCCCAUUUGAAAGAAUGGAUAUUCCUUCGCCCUCAUUAUACAUUGGUGAUUCACUGACUGCAUCAGAGUGAGGCACCAAAUAGAAUACAGAUGUGACAAAUUUACUUGAGCAUAACCGUGCUGAAUAGAGUUUUCAGUGGGUACAUUUCCCGCUUGCGAAGUGCUUGAAGGGAAGAUUGUUUGCACGGUGACUACGAGACGUUGGAAGGUUAAACCCUGAGUGCCCUGCCUUGUGGUUCGAAUUUUAUUUCUGCAAUAAUAUCUCAAUGUUCUAGAACAGGUUCAAUAGUUUUAAUUUACUUUUACAAUACUGGAAAAUGUGGAUAUCACCUUUGGUAUUAUAGUCACUUGGGUACAGCACAAAAGGAGUGUUUGCAAUGUAAAUUUUGAUUAUGUUACUUGGAAAUGGGAAACCCUUUAACACAUUUUGACUGUACCUAUUCUAAUUUAAAAUAUACAUUUUUUUUCCUCUCUCAAACCUGGCAAGAUGCUGAAAACAAUACAAAGAGUCGUUUGUCGUUUAACUUGAACUCUGAAGUGACUUUCCCAUUCUAAUUUUUGCAAUGUUGCAAAACACUAAUCUGGAUACAUGCUUGUGCGAGUGAGUCUAGCACAUUGUGGAUAUAGAUUUUUUUUCCAGCUGUAAUGAUGUGAAAGGAUUAUUGCACAUUCAUUAUAAAUGCUUCACUUGAUUAAUUCUGCUGGAGAUGUAUCCAAGCUCCAACUCUGAACACUGGUUUUGAUGUGUACGUUGUGGUGUAGCGGUCACAGAUCUGAGCAUUAUUCUUGAUAACAUUUCCUUGAGCUUGGUGGAAAUGUGUGGCUUGCCAAAGAUGUAUAGGACACGGUGCUCACACUUAUCCCAAGCGCUAAGAACUCUGGGAAACGUAGCUUGCAAUGUGGUGACCCAUUAGCGUGUUGCUGUCGUUUGGAAAGCUGAGCAUCCCAUCUCUUUGUCUCGCACAGCCACCAUGACCCCCCAAUUUGCAAGUUAAGCACAUGUGGAGCGUUUCUUUGUGUGUGUGUAAUUUCUCUGGUUUAUGGCAUCACCACGGCACCAUCUUAUUUGACCAGAGUGGCGAGCGAAUCGUCACAGCGUUGUUGAUUCUGGCACGGCAAUGUUUCCAAGCUUCUCUUGCCUCUUCAGAUCUUGACUCAUAAUUCAUUUGGAGCGUUUCCUCGCCAAUUUUAUGACAUUUAUAUUUUCAUUUUUUUCGUGUCACUUGUAGAUUACUUUUAGUGUUCUUGGUUACAUCUCAGGAGUGACCAUCACUGAGUGCCCACGUGCUAAGGAUACCUAUCUAAGCCCUGAACCAAGGAGGCCAGUCCUGCUGAUUCAAUGACAGUAGCUAUUAUUUCAGUGUGUACGUGUUUCAAAUGCCCAGGCCACACGAGUCACGCUACAUAAAACUGCCCAUUUGCAAACUUCGCAAAGAGCAGUGCAUGAAUGAACACUGCUCUUCUUGUUAGCCCAGAAUCACUGAUUUCCACAACUUAUUCUCAAUGUUUGUGUACAGCACCGGUACCUAGUAAUGGUCAUUGCGGAGUAUUAACUAUUCGUGGGUAAGAAAUUCAAUUAAAAGUAUAUACAAGUAUAAGUAUAGAUAUAACGUAUAUACACAAAUAUAUGUAUUUAAGUGUGUGUGUAUAUAUUUUUUUAAAUGCAGUGAUACGUUGCCUGUGCAAGCAGUACAAGUACUGUAAUUUAUUCAGCUGUCAAAUAAUGCAAGGACACGUGACUGACGUGACGCUCCACCAACCACUGAGCUCUCGAGCCCGUCUUACGGCGUUAGAAUGUCUCUCAUUGCAGUACUCCACGCUCAUCUCGUCUCUUUGCAUCAUCCCUUCUAAUGUUUGUAUUUUUUUUACCUCCCGAUAAACUUAUAGGAUGAUUUUUUAAGUGUCAUUUUUGUUGUUGUUGCAAUUUUAUUUAGUCCACCGGUGUAAAUGUGAAAGUUUAUUUUUUAUUUUUAAACAGGCCUUUUUUAACAAAGAAUUUGCAAUCACUAUCAUGAGCAUUGCUCGCUUUGGUUUAACACAGUGGUCUCAUGGAGCCCCCGGAUUGUGCAGGGAAUGCAGAACUUGUAAGUGCAAACCAGAACCAUAGUUUCGACCGUCUCUGGAAGAACAAUGUUUUUUUUACGAUGACAUUUUGAAGCGUGAAAAGAUUUCAACAUUUGCUCGCAUAUCAACGGCACAAAAAUCCUCACAAAUAGAAUCGCUUUUAAAGUGUUCUUUUUACACCGAUGAAAAUGAUACGAGUGUUUAAUCUCGACCAACGUUGCACGACUUUUGAAACGAUAGCUCUGCUCAAGUCUGCCCUCUGAGACCACCGUUUUGUUGACGUGGAUGUGUAUGUUACAUUUAUUUCACAUAAACUACAGUUACUUUGGCAUGCAACACUUUUGCAUCCUUUUUUACUGGGUCGGGAGUGUACCGUCACUUUUUCUAUUUAACCGUGUGCACCGUCUUUGUGUUUGUAUUACGCCGAAGUAUUUUUGGGACCAAUGUUAGCGUCGAUCAUCGUGCGUCCAAAGUUGAACGCUGCAUGUGAAAGUGGCAAUAGUUGUUAAUAAUGUGUUCAUGCUGCCUGGCAGUGCUCGAUUAACUAAUACACCGUAGGCGUGAUACACUGUAAUCAUAGUGCCCAUAAUACUUCAGUCUCGGUUCUGUGAAUUCAUCUUAUUGGAUGCAUUUACAGAAUCGUUAACUGUCGUAAGAGUCAAUCAAAGUAUGGAGGGAUACUGUAUACAACUAAAACGCUAGACAUCUGUUUUAGACGUCUGAUAAAUUUAUGUUCAAGGUUGAAAUCUUGGACACUGGAGCAAACUCCAGUAAAGCUGAUCAGUGGAAAUCUUGUGACCAGUUAGUGUCUUCCUCCACCUCCGCCAACCUGCCUGGCGUGGGUGAAAGCUCAACAAAUGUCGCCGCUACAGGGCCUCUGACUGCACUGACGAUGCAUGUAUGCAGGGUAACCCGUUACCUUGAAAUACCAUGGAACUAAUAUUGAUCCAUGAUGUUUGGAUGCAUGUAAGUUUUGUAUGAGAUAAGUGUGUUGCUUCCAUUACGAGAUUAAUUUGAAUAUCCGAGGUGGUGGUGGAGUCGUAGUAAACUUGUUUGAGUUGAGGGAACACAUUUUUUUAAAUUUGCCCCCGUCUAAGUUAAUAGUUUUACUGCGGUGUUACUCAUUUUAUGAGUUUGCAUUGAACACAUAAAAAUCAAGGAGUGUACAUGUUAAGUUAUUGUAUUUAACCAGGCGAAAACUUUGUUGAACCAGGUGAGACCAGGAUGGUCUGGUUUGCAAGUGACCUGAGUAUACGUAUGUGCCCAACAGCUCUGCGUGUCUACUGCAUCAGCCAAGACGAGGACACGGAACCCGCCCUAUUGCGAUACGAAACCUGCUUUCCAUUGCCGAGGUCAAAUUUGGUUGGCCCUUGUGGGACGCAGCAAUGUUUCCGGCACCAGUUGUGGUCUUCUCACAGAGCGAAAGUACUUGCAGCAGGGGAAGACGUCUCAUGUCCAUCAUUGUCGAGGGGUCGCGGUUUUUUUUAAAGGUCCUUCUGGCGCGGAUUGCUUUCGCGUUUGUGAUGAGCUCGCGGGUAAUAGAUGAACAGGCCAUAUUUUACAGUGUAUUCACGCCUCCGGCUGCAGAUAUGGAGCCGAGUAAAGACAGCCUUUGCACAGUUCACUUUCAAGAUGCACAACACUGUAAAGCAAAGCAAUUGGUGGUUGUCGUGCUUGUUUUUGGAGACAAUGUUAUGCAACAUCUGCAAUUUUAAGCAAUUUCAGUGACAACACAAAUUGCCACUGGGAGGUGAAAAUUUCAUAAGCUUAUGAUGGGAGCCAUAUCAUCCAUCAUUUAUGCAAAGCAAUUUUUUUUGUUACGUUCCUUGGCAUUGGGAGAACGCCAUGCUACAGGCCAUUGGACGUCGUGUGUUUUUUUUAUAUCGGCGUUGCACAUUCAUGAAAUAAUCGUGUAGUGUGGGAAGGUUUGCAAAGGGGCUUGCUGUGUGUCUUGCAUCACGAGCCCUGCCAGGGAUGCACACUUUGACGAUGGCCGCCAACUCAUGCGUCUGCUCCAGGCCGUGACGUUGGGUCAACCUUGUCCCAUUUCUCAUCUGCCAGUCGGCCCACACCUCGUCGGUUUGGUGUUUCCAGAAACAUCUAUUGUCUACGUGUGCAGUUUCCAUUUAAUAGCGUCCCAUGUUUUCAUGUUUUAGCACUGGUGCAGAUAAGUUUAAGAGCGUAUACGAGCUAUUAUUAGAAUACCCAUGCAGUCGACCUUUGAAUACUUUCUUGCAAAAAUUAUUUUGCUGCUACUUUUUUUGGUGAUAUGGCCUUCUCUGAUGUCAGUGCUUUGCAGCAGCCGUCUUGAUUAAUUCGUCCGAAUUCUAACAUUGGUUUCAGACAUUGUUUCAUAUGCUUGUUGUUAUUCAUAUUGUUCAUAUGUUUGGUACUUCUAAUGCAGACGAUAAUGUUUUGAGAUAGUGCGUUAAUGACGGGCAUGCAUUUAACGUUUAGUUCUGUCUCGUAUGUGCGCGUGUGCGUAGUUGUAGAUGUAAGGAAAGCUUGCUGUUUAUUUAUGGGUAUUUAUAAUCGUGCUUUAGUCUGGGCAGAGUAGGUUGUUGCCAGUGUGCGAUCAUCAGUUAUUUGUUACGGGCCUGCGGCAGACUGUCGGAUUCGCCAUUUUAAAUAAUUUGUACGUGGAAUUUUACAAAAGAGGUGAUUUUAUAAAACUAUGGUCAAUGUGUGUGUGCAUGUGAGUGUAUGUCAUUGUUCAAGUGAUGACUUCUCCUUUGUGUGCAAGUGUGGAGACUCCACAUUCGAUCGACUCACAUUUAAGAUGUUGCUUGUAAGAUUGCUACAAAUACAGAGCUCUUCCAAUACGUGUGGUUGGGAUGGCCCUCUACGCAGAGUAGAGAAGGGCGCCGUGGGACAAUCCCCAUGAACUGCAUCUGCUAAAGCUGUAUCACGACCUCUUGGUCCUUCAACGCUGUCCUAUGAACACAUUUAGCUUUUCGUGCAGUCAUUUUUUUUUACACGCAAAGGUAAUAUUUUUACGUCUUUUUUUGUAAUAGCCAUGUUCCUAAAAUGUGUACAUAUGAACUACACAGCAGUUGCAGCUUUCACGCAUCUUAUGAAAUAUUUGAACUUGUCUGAUGCAAAGGAUGAGCAAAGACCCGAUCCCAAAAUGUGCAGUCGCUUCUUGUGUGCCAGUUAUCUUACAGGGUUUGUAGUCGACGAAUAUGUACAGUGGGUGAUGGGUUCACCGAUGGAUUGUGACCUUUUAAAACGAGUUUUCAAAACAUAUUCUGCCUGUCCGGGAAAGCACAGGGUUUGUUUUAUUUUAAUUUAGUUUCAACUGUAAAAAAAUGCUUUGUUUAAAUGACUAACUAUUUGUUGUAUUUAGCAAAAAAAAGUAUAUGUUAUGGCUGUUGUUCAAGUCACUGCUGUAAUAAUAUUUGAAGUGUAAAAAAUGCCCAAGUAAAGCGAGUUGCUGUAAAGACCAUUUUCUACCGAACAGAAUCGUCUAAGUGUGGUCUCGAUAAGUACACGUGUCAAUCUGCUCUGUUCUUCUGAAAAUGGUACAGUGUCCUCUUUAGAAAGCUUUUAAUACUUAAACCAGCAUCAUCCUCGUCACGAACUACAGCUGUGUUUUGUUGGCGUCGAUUUCUAAAAUGGGCAGGCUGUCCACUGCAUCGGGAAACGGUGGUUUUAGCUUCAAGGAAAUGAUCGGUUUUACAGCAACUGUCGUAUCCGUGUGUGCAAGUAGGAGAGCUAAUAUCCAUGUAUAUGCUUCAUAUAUGUGAAUUUUUUAUUACUGUCUGUUCAUUUCCCAUUAAUUCAUUAAAUGCUUUCUUGUCCAACUAUUCUGUUCGAUUUAUGAUUUAAGAGAACGGAGAUAAUCUUGGUUGGCUUCACUUGGCGUGUAAAACAUUAAAUCUACAAUUAAAUUUUUGACACAUUCAA